This is a messenger RNA of Suillus paluster, 3561 nucleotides long. RefSeq lists its product as uncharacterized. NCBI's taxonomy places the organism in Eukaryota, Fungi, Basidiomycota, Agaricomycetes, Boletales, Suillaceae. Gene Ontology annotation, cellular component: cytoplasm; cell division site; division septum. The coding region runs from base 110 to 3430 and encodes 1106 amino acids. The transcript has 14 exons. The record is from RefSeq and is a predicted model, not a curated record. Gene Ontology annotation, biological process: cytoskeleton organization; small GTPase-mediated signal transduction. Gene Ontology annotation, molecular function: GTPase activator activity.
GCACACCUUGUUGUCUAGUACCCGUACCCCAGCACACCUAAGACGCUCAACAUCGUUACUAUUUGUUGCUCAUACCCAGAGUACUAUCCAGAGCGUUGUAUAUUCAUUCAUGGCAGUGCUAUCCCUGCCGUUAGCAUUCACUAACUCGUUCUGGACUCAGGACUAUAGGAAAGGCUUGGAGGUCUUGUAUAAUAAGCUCGAACAGGGUCUGGUGGAGAAUCAUGAGAUUGUCGCAUUCAUAAAAGCUCGUGCAGCCGCUGAGGCUCAAAUUGCAACAUCAUUGCAACAACCUGUACCUCUUGGCUCACAUGGCGCCGGUUUCAACAAGGAUGACGGAGCCUCUCUAUUGAUGGCCUUCCGUGGCCUUCAGGCAGAGUCGGAAACACAGGGCCAAGUUCACAAAGAUAUUUCAAAGGACCUACGGGCUCUUGUAGCUGACCCAUUCAACGAAUGGGCUCGGGGAUACGAGGAGCGGCUUGCUUCCAGCAAAGCUAUGGUUAUGAGCAACUGGCUGCGUGCAUAUGAGGAUUCGCAGAAAGAGGUUAUUAAACUGAAAAACUCUUAUCUGCAAAAGACUCGCCGAGCGGAUGAGGCGGAGGAUGACGUGAAGUUUGCACCUAAUAAUGAUCUGGGGGAUCAUUACACGACCUCUCCGCGCCUUGCGCCACGCGACAAGAGCACGCAACCACAGCGCUCUGCUACAGUGUCUGAACGCAUUGCCCAGCGCUUCAAGGAAAUUCAGCGCAAGGCUGCUGGUGCCUCGAUUUCAUCUGUGGAGUCAGAUGUAGCAAGCGAGACAUCAGAAGAGAAGCCUCCUGCGAAAGUGGACAAAGGCAAAAGGAGAGCAGUAGAGUCGCCGUCACCUUCUCUUAUGGAAUCUCCGCCUCCGCUGUCGCCUCCCUUGCCUCCCACAAAGAUGGAAACUGCGUCCCCAUUGUCCAUGGAUGCACCCCUACCUCCGACGCCCAUACUAUUGGCAGGUCUAGCAAUACCCCCGGCUAGCGUUUCUGCAUUGCUUUCACGAGCUGCUACUGAGCUGAAACCACGGUCCAUCCGGUUCCCCUUGCUUGGAGAAUAUCCAGAUUGCUUCACGGGUGAAGAGUUUGUCGCAUGGCUGAACGUCAAUGUACCAGGCUUUGAUGGCAGUCUCGAUCGGGCGGAAGAUGCCGCGAGGGAGCUGACAGAAAGAGACGGUCUCCUUCGUCGUAUUGGAGAGUUUGGUAAUGAAUUUGAGCACUCUGAUGAAGCAUUUUACCAGUUCCGACCCAAGGCUUUCGAACUUGGAUCCGAGGCCGAAACUGCACCGCCUGCGCCGAAGCGUAACCUUGCGCCUUUGGCCGACAACCUCUUCAAGCGCUCGAACAAUUUCGUGAAUGUCGUUUCAAAGGCCCUGAACGCCAACUCGCAGUCAGAGCCUGCUCAUGUCAGGCUUCGUGAAGAAGCCGAGGAAGCCGACAAAAUCUACCGCGUCGCUGUCAGAAAACUCGACAGACAGAGGCUUGGUCUUGAGGAACGUAUUGAGGAAACGUUGAAAACACUCCAGAGAGGGGAGAUGGAGAGGCUGAGAGCCGUCAAGACAGUGCUACUUCAAUACCAAGGCACCCUGGCCACCAUACCCAAGGCAUUCGAGCCAUCCAUCGAACGCUCCGCCACUUUAGUUGCCUCGUACCAGCCCGACGCGGAUUUAACCGCGCUUAUGGAGCGCUACCGAACUGGUCCCUUCAGACCCGUUCCCCAGCUGUAUGAGUCUGUUGCACACGAUGAGUCAGACGUGGUAUUUGGCAUCGACUUGCGCAAGUGGGCUGAAGGCGGCUGGAACGCGCUUACUUCUGGCGAGGAGAAGAAGGACUUGAUCCCGCCAGUGCUGACGGCGUUGCUCAACGCAUUGAACGAGGCAUAUGACCGUUUGCCAAAUGACUCAGAAAAACGGAAAACCUGGAUUUAUGAAGUUCCGCUUCCGGCGUUGCAUCACCUUAGAGAGGCUCUUAACGCCGUUCCUCCCGAGCAGCCCUUCUCGCCCGAGAUGCUUGCCAAAUAUGAUGUCCCUGUGCUUGCAGGUGGUAUCAAGCUGUGGGCUCUUGAACUUGAUCCGCCCCUCGCUCUUUGGGAGGGAUGGGACGAUAUCAGGAAACUCUAUCCUACUGUUGGGUCUGCAAAGACUGAUGGUGAGGCCUCGGAACAACAGCACCUUCAAGACUUGCAAGUGGCUCUUCAGCGCCUGCCGAAGGUCCACCUCUAUGUUCUAGAUGCUAUUGUGUCUCAUCUCAGAAAUCUGAUCCAAUCAACAACUGUGGAGGAAGCAGAUGACAUCUAUUUCACAAAGUUGGCACUGUCAGUUGGCCGCACGAUCAUCAAACCGAAGGUGGAGACGGAGCUGUCCAUUCAGGACCGCCACCCUACGCUUCUGUUCAUCGAUCUGCUCAAGAACUAUGAUGAUAUUCUCCCCCCUACUAUUGCCAAGAAGAAGCGGGAAUCUGAGCGUCGCGUCCCAGUCCGGAAACGCACAGCACCUAUUGACAUGCGUAUGAGUCGAGGCAGAAUCUCCGUUGGCGCUCCAACUCGGGAGAUCUUGGCUGCCCAGCAAGCAGCACAAAAGGUUGCUGCUCAGGUUCCGGGCGCGAUCCUUAGGCAUUUUCCAGAAGCUCCGCGUGCCGCGGUCCAACCUUCGCCGAUCUCAGAAUCGAAGAGCUUCAGCUCUGAACCAGAAACGGAAGCAGCCGUCGAGGAGUCGGAGCAAUUUGGUCGUACUGAACCGGAAAUCAUUCCCCCUCCUGCUGUUCAAGAUGACUCUGCGCCACCACGUCCGACAUUCAAGGAGCCACCUCCUGAGAUCGACGAUGCACCCCCCAGGCCUAUGUUCAAGGAACCGCCUCCGGAACUUGAUGAUAUCCCUAGCCCUAGCAUGCAACCUCUUUCCUUCGUUUCUCCGCCUGCCUCGCCACCCCCUGUGAUAGACGAGAAGCCGCCCUCGCCUGCGGUAUCCGUGACGCCCGCUACACCCCAUAACCCAAUGAAGGGACUCAGGCGCGCCUCGAUUGUGCACUCUGGUAGUGCAUCGCCUGUACGUAGCCCGUCUCCCCUUACGUCACCUGCUAUCCCAGCAGAUGAUCAGGCUUUGAGUGCCGGAAAAAGUGGUUUGUCAAGGCAUUCCUCUGGACAGGCGGCUGUACGUGGCCCGCGUCUAUCCCGUGGCCCAAGGCCGGCGGCGGGUGGAGGGACUGUAAGCAGCAUGGUAGCGAAUCUUAACAGAAGCUCGAUGUCGAAGUCUCCUCCCCCGUCGCCAAACUACAAGAGGCUUUCUGGUGGGACAACACGUCCGGCAUCGAUGCUGGGGGGUGCAGAUGGGAAAGGAAAGAUUGGCAGAAGUGGUGUGUUCGCCAGGAGGGCCAUGGCUAGUGAUGCGGAGGAUGAUGUGCUUGAUAGGGCAUGAGGUAUCGUUGAAAUGCUGACAUAUGAUUCAGAUCCAUGGGACAUGUUAUCUAGCUCAGAAUAUGCUCUGGAUGUAUUUAAGUGACGUUCUUGACUUGUAAUGUAACUUAUGCCACACAAGUGUCGCGUGCU